This is a messenger RNA of Tachyglossus aculeatus (Australian echidna), 2648 nucleotides long. It is a transcript of the gene STAT1, whose product is annotated as signal transducer and activator of transcription 1. Gene Ontology annotation, biological process: cell surface receptor signaling pathway via JAK-STAT; regulation of cell population proliferation; defense response. The transcript is spliced from 24 exons. Gene Ontology annotation, molecular function: DNA-binding transcription factor activity, RNA polymerase II-specific; RNA polymerase II cis-regulatory region sequence-specific DNA binding. NCBI's taxonomy places the organism in Eukaryota, Metazoa, Chordata, Mammalia, Monotremata, Tachyglossidae. The record is from RefSeq and is a predicted model, not a curated record. The coding region runs from base 80 to 2338 and encodes 752 amino acids.
GAGCGCUGUGGCGGUCGGCGUUGUGGGAGCGAGCCCUGAGGUAACGAGCGCUGUGGGAGAAUCCGGCCGACCGAGCGAGAUGUCUCAGUGGAGCGAGCUGCAGCAGCUGGACUCCAAGUUCCUGGAGCAGGUGCAUCAGCUGUACGAUGACAGCUUCCCCAUGGAGAUCCGCCAGUACCUGGCGCAGUGGCUGGAGAAGCAGGACUGGGAGCACGCGGCCAACGAUGUGUCCUUCGCCACCGUCUGCUUCCACGAUCUCCUGUCCCAGCUGGACGAUCAGUACAGCCGCUUCGCCCUGGAGAACAAUUUCUUGCUGCAGCACAAUAUCCGGAAAAGCAAGCGAAAUCUCCAGGACAACUUCCAGGAAGACCCGAUUCAGAUGGCCAUGAUCAUCUGCAACUGCCUCAAGGAAGAGCGGAAGAUCCUGGCUUGCGCCCAGAUGUUCCAUCAGGCCGAGGUGGGGAACGUUCAGAACACCGUCAUGUUGGACAAACAGAAGGGGCUGGAUUUAAAGGUCAAAUCCCUGAAGGACAAAGUGAUGGACAUAGAGCAAGAUAUCAAGAUCCUGGAAGAUCUACAGGAUGAAUACGACUUUAAGUGCAAAACCUUGCAGAACCGAGAGCACGAGCCCAACGGCGUGGCUCACAGCGACCACAGGCAGGAACAGCUGCUCAUCCAGAAGAUGUACCUCGCGCUGGACCUCAAGAGGAAGGAAGUGCUCCACAAGAUGAUCGAAAUGCUGAAUGAGACGGAGCUGACCCAAGGCGCUCUGAUCAAUGAGGAGCUGGUGGAGUGGAAGCACAGGCAGCAGAGCGCCUGCAUCGGCGGCCCCCCCAACGCCUGCCUCGACCAGCUGCAGAACUGGUUCACGGGAGUGGCGGAGAGCCUGCAGCAGGUGCGCCAGCAGCUGAAGAAGCUGGAGGAACUGGAGCAGAAAUACACCUACGAGCAGGACCCCAUCACCAAGAGCAAGCAGAGCCUCUGGGACCGCACCCACGGCCUCUUCCAGCAGCUCAUCCAGAGCUCCUUCGUCGUGGAGAGGCAGCCGUGCAUGCCCACGCACCCGCAGAGGCCCCUCGUCCUGAAGACCGGCGUGCAGUUCACCGUCAAGCUCAGGCUGCUGGUGAAACUACAGGAGCUGAAUUACAAUCUGAAAGUCAAAGUCCAGUUCGACAAAGACGUGAACGAGAGGAAUACCGUGAAAGGGUUUCGGAAGUUCAACAUCCUGGGGACGCACACGAAGGUGAUGAACAUGGAGGAGUCCACCAACGGCAGCCUGGCCGCCGAGUUCCGCCACCUGCAACUGAAGGAGCAGAAAAACGCAGGCAACAGGACGAACGAGGGUCCAUUAAUCGUCACGGAAGAGCUCCACUCGCUCAGCUUUGAGACCCAGCUGUGCCAGCCCUCCCUGGUCAUAGAUAUUGAGACGACAUCCCUGCCGGUGGUCGUGAUCUCCAACGUCAGCCAGCUGCCCAGCGGGUGGGCCUCCAUCCUGUGGUACAACAUGCUGACCCGGGAUCCCAGGAACUUAUCCUUCUUCCUGAACCCGCCGUACGCCCGCUGGGGCCAGCUCUCCGAGGUGCUGAGCUGGCAGUUUUCUUCGAUCACCAAGCGAGGCCUCCACGCCGACCAGCUGAGCAUGCUGGGGGAGAAACUCCUGGGGCCCAAUUCUGCCACCCCUGAAGGCCUCAUUCCCUGGCAGAGGUUCUGCAAGGAAAACAUAAACGACAAAAAUUUCCCCUUCUGGCUCUGGAUUGAGAGCAUCCUGGAGCUCAUUAAGAAGCACCUGCUGUGCCUUUGGAAUGAUGGGUGCAUCAUGGGCUUCAUCAGCAAGGAGCGCGAGCGAGCCCUGCUGAAGGACCAGCAGCCGGGAACCUUCCUGCUGCGCUUCAGCGAGAGCAGCCGUGAGGGGGCCAUCACAUUCACCUGGGUCGAGAGGGCCCAGAACGAGGCCCAGUUCCACGCGGUGGAGCCGUACACGAAGCGGGAGCUGUCCGCCGUCACCUUCCCGGACAUCAUCCGCAACUACAAGGUCAUGGCGGCCGAGAACAUCCCCGAGAACCCCCUCAAGUACCUGUACCCCAACAUCGACAAAGACCACGCCUUCGGCAAGUACUACUCCCGGCCCAAGGAAGCCGCGGAGGCCAUGGACCUGGACGGGCCCCGGGGGACGGGCUACAUCAAGACCGAGCUCAUCUCCGUGUCCGAAGUCCACCCGUCCCGGCUCCAGACGCCCGACAUCCUCCUGCCCAUGUCCGACGACGACUUCUUCGAGGUGUCCCGCCUGGUAGGGCCCGACGAGAUCGACACCGUGAUGAACGCGGCCUACCAGACUUGAGCCAGCCCGUCGCCACGGCGACCCACGGGACCCCAGCGCCGCUCACGCCAUCCGCGGAGGCCGCAGACUCCCGCUCGCCCAAGGCACCUCCGCCGCGUCCCAUGCCACCCCCGCGUCCCUCCCGGGCCUCGGGGCAUCCCGGGCCCCCCCCGCUUCCUGACGCGACGCCCCCCAGGCCCCCACGGCCACGGUAAGACUCCACUGGGGUGGGAAGAGACGGGCACGCCGCCCGCCCGCUGCCCUUCGCUCCCCACCCCGCCUCCCACAUGGACUGGGAACCGUUUUUUAGACUGUAAGCCCGCUGUGGGGU